AUGGGAAACAUCCGGAAGAAGGAUCCUGACUUUGCUGACAAGAUACUUGACACAAAUAACGAGAAAACGGACAAAGAGAUCACGGAAGAGGCUACAAAAUUGUUCUUCCAAACAAAAAGGCUCACUCCCAAGGUACUCACAGAACUCUCUGACGUGGAAAGAGGUACAAACGCAGUUACGACACUCGGUAUGCUCAACGUAGCGACCGAAUACUACAAAGAUUUGUACUCUUUGCCGGCACUAGGAGAUUCGGAGAGCAUUUAUCUCAUCCACAAAAAAGUUACUUGCAAAUUGACCGAGUCAGAUCGAGACAACCUCAAUGAAAAGUUCACUGUAAAAGAACUACACAUUGCACUCAGUACAGCCGAUAAAGCGACUGCUCCUGGCCCUGAUGGGCUUCAGUAUGAAGUUUUACACCAGUACUGGGAUAGCCUAGGCCCAAUUCUAACUCGGACCGCCAACGACAUGAUGAAAACAGGAACACUUCCAAAAUGUUUUGAGCCUGUCGAAAUUACUUUGAUUCCAAAAAGGGACAAACAAUCGUCAGUAGAUUUCAAGGAUCUCAGGCCCAUAUCGUUAUCGAAUACGGCACUCAAAGUUAUAUCACUUGCUGUCUGUAAUCGUUUACAACAGUACAGAGAUAAACUUAUAGGCCCGUACCAGAGAGGGUUCAUGAGAAACAGACAUAUCUCUCAAAAUACAAUGGAGUUCAAUACAAUGAUGCAAGGUUUGUUAAAAGCACCUCCAGACGACCCAUACUGCGCGGUUUUGAUGGCAGAUUUUACGAAGGCCUUUGACCGUAUCUCCCACAGGUACCUAAUAAAGGUAAUAGCACGUAUGGGGAUCAAAGGAGGAAUUUUCAAAAUACUCAAGCUGAUACUCACUCAACAGUACGCACGCAUCCAGAUCAACAAUUGCAGGGGCCCGCGGUUUCCAUUGUUAAGGGGAACCCGUCAAGGUAACCCUCUCUCGCCCAUCCUCUUCAACAUCGCUUUAGAACCUUUGUUCUACCAGUUGGAAGAAUUGAGAGGCAUUGAUGUGACGUACAACAACAUUUUGAUUCACACGAUGAAAUAUCAUGCUUUUGCCGACGAUGCCAACAUCUACCUAAGUGAUGAAGAAGACUAUAUCACUGCGUUCAAUGCUCUAUAUGACUAUGAACAAGCCAGCAACAGCAGAGUGAGCAUAGAAAAGUCAAAGCUUCUUGGAGUGAGGAAAGAUUUCAAGAAACUAGAGCAGGAUAUUCUCCCGUUCGAACAGCUUUUCCUCGGGGCGUCGUCAAUGAAAUAUUUGGGAUUGAACCUAGUCCGAGAUAAUUGGGCGAAAUUUACGUCCUACCUUCCUUUCAUGACGCACAAACAGGGAUUCUCCAAGCUAGACUUGAUAAGCAAAGCUCAAGGAACAAACACCUUCAUAUGCUCAAAAACAGUAUACAGAGAUCUUGUUCACCCGUUGGCAGAUAACAAAUUGUUUGCCCUUGAUAAGGCCAUUCAAAAAACAUUUCGCCAUGUGGGAGAAAGAAAUCUUUAUGCGAGACCAAAAAAUGGAGGAUAUGGCUUGAUUCACCUAGGAACUCAACUCUUGGGACAUAGAGCCAAAGUGCUAAAAAGAGUGGAAGAUGAUGAGGGGUGGUAUGGCAAAUACCUUAGGGUAAAGAUCGUGUUUCACCUCAAUCGUCUCGAUAUUGGAAAAAAGAAGAUCAGGAACUCACAACUCAGGGACUUUGAUCCAUAUACGUUUCUCUAUGACAAGACCAACGCAUCAUACAAGAAACUUGAGUGGACCUUCACAAAAACGGAGAUCCAAUAUAUUAGGGCAUGGUUGGCGCUUGUUCCGAGACAUAGAACACCGAGGGAGCCAUUGUUUGGAGAGCUCCGUGAGGAUCAACUUCAGAGUUUGGGGGAAAGAGAACCGGUGCCUAGGGACAUUCCGGAUGCGGUAAGGCGUAUGGACUUUAAAGGUGUACACAAAUCCUUUCAAGAGAAGUUGCCGUGUAUUAAACCAGGCAAUUUCUUAAAGAUCUGCCCUCAAGCUAAUGAGGACAAGAGGUGGAAGAAGUUUUGGAGAGACCUUUAUCAUCUAGAAUGGACGCGUCGUAUUGAUCUUACAGCGAUCCAUCUAUUUAAUCAUGGGUCCUACGUUCCUACGUUUGAUCGAAAGCCACAAGAUGAACCCGUCAGUGUAAUGUGCAACCUUUGUUGUGAUUCAGUGAGGGAGGAUGCUAUUCAGAUACAUCUUUACCAAGAGUGUGAAUGCACAAAAUACUGGUGGCAUGAGCUAGGAUUUCUGGUGCCUAUGCAUUUAAACUCAAUGCUAGCUCCAGCUGACACGACAUUCAAGAAUUUGAGACGUCUUAAUUGGUUUGUUAAAAUCGUAAGAUACACGUACUGGUCUAAGGAGAGAGUUUCAGAACUCCAGGGCGAACCACAUAAUCCCCUUCUGCCCCAACAAUUGAAAAGGGCAAUGAAUUCAGUUUCGCCGAAGGUCGAUGACAUAAUAUGA
Candidozyma duobushaemuli is the source of this 2502-nucleotide messenger RNA. RefSeq names its product RNA-directed DNA polymerase. The record is from RefSeq and is a predicted model, not a curated record. Lineage: Eukaryota; Fungi; Ascomycota; Pichiomycetes; Serinales; Metschnikowiaceae. Bases 1 to 2502 code for a protein of 833 amino acids. The transcript has a single exon.